AUGGAUCUUACAGUAUUAACAACAGACGGCAAGGAGGUUCUUGUUGAAGACAUUUUCGUAAAAUCUAUUCCUGCUUUUCGGGAUAUAGCAAAGGAUGAGGUUAAUGAAAAAUUUUUUGUUCCUGUGAAAAGUGAUAUUCUCGUAUCAUUAUGCACAUGGAUUGAUUAUAUUUACCUCGCACCAAGUAGGGAAGAAUUACGAAAAUUUCUCUCUCAAUACUACGAUCAUCACUAUGAAGAACUCAAUGAGUUGAUGGAAGCAGCACGCGCUUUGCGAUUUCUAUCAUUUGUGGAUGUGUAUGAGAACUUUCACCACUGAUCUCUGAUUCAAUUUAGCACCCAUAAAGCCAAUGUACAUAUUUAUGUUCUUAUGGGUACCCCUAUUUGUUAA
Rodentolepis nana is the source of this 390-nucleotide messenger RNA. The record is from the annotation of a GenBank genome assembly. Lineage: Eukaryota; Metazoa; Platyhelminthes; Cestoda; Cyclophyllidea; Hymenolepididae.